This is a messenger RNA of Polyodon spathula (Mississippi paddlefish), 10237 nucleotides long. RefSeq names its product ATPase family AAA domain-containing protein 2B-like. Lineage: Eukaryota; Metazoa; Chordata; Actinopteri; Acipenseriformes; Polyodontidae. The coding region runs from base 120 to 4427 and encodes 1435 amino acids. Gene Ontology annotation, biological process: positive regulation of transcription by RNA polymerase II. The transcript has 28 exons. Gene Ontology annotation, molecular function: ATP hydrolysis activity; histone binding; ATP binding. The record is from RefSeq and is a predicted model, not a curated record. Gene Ontology annotation, cellular component: nucleus.
GGAAGUCCCCGUGUGUGUAGUUCUACCGACAGUAGAGGGAUAACGAGAAGAUAAAGAGAAAUGGCGCCUUGGUACUCCACUCGCUAAGACAUUGCAACAUAAAGAGGACAAUUACAAACAUGGUGAAUACCCGGAGGAGCUCCCUGCCAUUGGCGCACAGUACCAACCAUUACAUCUCAUCCAGGACCAGAUCAUCUGUCAGGAACACAACCAGUUCGGAGGAACACAAUCAUAAAGACCCAGACAGCGAUGCUAGUUCCAGUGGUGCCCGCUUGUCGCCUCCGUCUAAACGCAUUCGCAGGCACACAGCCACGGUGUCCAGUGACAAUUCACCCAACCUCCGAUCCAAAAUGCAGAGGGAGGAGUGGAGUAUCCACACGCGACAGUCCAGGUUGUCUGGCGGUGCAGGGGCUUCGUUGCAGAAUGGACAUAGCAGUUUAUCUCGUAUGGGUCAUCCACGGAGGGGCGAGGGCAGCGGGGAUGCAGACCACUCGCACAUCAACGGUGUUCUAGAGGUCGGGAGAAGCCGUCCGUCCAAGAGGAACAGAUUUGACACCUUGAAUCAAAGCAUGCUGUUUGACCGGCUCGUGAACAGUACUGCAGAGGCUGUGCUUCAGGAAAUGGACAACAUCAGCAGCAUCCGACAGAACAGAGAGGUGGAACGGCUUCGCAUGUGGACCGACACAGAGCUUGAGAACAUGGACAUGUAUUCAAGGGUUAAACGGAGGAGGAAGUCGCUAAGGAGGAACACCUCUGGAAUCCAGCCUCAUCACAAAGUAAUGAGUGAAGCUGAGGGAGAUGAGGGAGGUACGGAAGAGUCUCAUGAUGAUGAGGAGGAAGACGAUGAAGAAGGCGAUGAAGCGGAAGAGCCUGAAGAGGAGAACGACCGGCCUUACAAUCUGAGACAGCGCAAGACCGUGCAGAGAUACCAAGCACCACCCAUAGAGCCGACCAGUCGGAAACAGAGACAGAACACAUUAUUUGAUACCCACAGAUCUCCUGCAAGAAGAAGCCAUAUACGGGUAAAGAAGCAUGCUAUUCACAGCAGCGACACAACGUCCUCGUCGGAUGAAGAGCGCUUUGAGAUGAGGAAAUCCAAAAGCAUGACAAGAGCACGCAACAGGUGCCUCCCUAUGAACUUGAGACCACAACAUCUGGCAAGUGGGGUCCUGCGAGACCGGGUGAAAGUAGGGGCCAGUUUAGCUGAUGUAGAUCCUAUGAGUGUGGACUCCACAGUUCGGUUUGACAGUGUCGGAGGCCUGGCCCAUCAUAUUCAGGCACUGAAGGAGAUGGUGGUUUUUCCUCUGCUGUAUCCUGAAGUAUUUGAGAGGUUUAAGAUUCAGCCUCCAAGAGGUUGUUUGUUCUUCGGCCCUCCUGGCACAGGGAAGACGUUGGUUGCUCGAGCACUCGCCAACGAGUGCAGUCAGGGGGACCGUAAGGUGGCGUUCUUUAUGAGAAAAGGAGCCGACUGUCUAAGCAAAUGGGUAGGCGAGUCGGAACGGCAGCUCAGGCUUCUGUUUGAUCAGGCUUAUUUAAUGCGGCCAUCUAUUAUCUUUUUUGAUGAAAUUGAUGGGUUGGCACCUGUUCGAUCCAGCAGACAAGAUCAAAUUCACAGCUCCAUUGUUUCAACGCUGCUAGCUCUGAUGGAUGGUCUGGAUAACAGAGGGGAAAUAGUUAUAAUUGGUGCUACAAACAGACUUGAUUCUAUUGACCCUGCACUCAGGAGACCUGGGCGCUUCGACAGGGAGUUUCUUUUCAACUUGCCUGAUAAAAAGGCUCGAAAGCACGUUUUACAAAUUCAUACCAGGGACUGGAACCCUAAAUUAGCUGAUGCCUUCCUGGUGGAGCUUGCUGAAAAAUGUGUUGGCUACUGUGGAGCUGACAUCAAAGCACUUUGCACUGAGGCUGCCUUGGUCGCCCUUCGUCGGCGCUAUCCCCAAAUUUACGCCAGUAGUCAGAAGUUGCAGCUUGACGUCUCCUCUAUCGUUCUCGGUCCGCAGGACUUUUACUAUGCCAUGAGGAGCAUUGUGCCCGCGUCGCAUCGUGCCCUGGCGCCCCCGGGGAAAGCACUGUCCUCUGUCAUCAGGCCUCUGCUGGAGAGCACCUUCAAUGGAAUCCUGGUCACUUUACACAGGGUGUUCCCCCACGCAGAGCUCUCACAGGGCGACAAGAAAGAUAUUGUUAGUGAACGCUUGGAAGAUGACAUUUACAGCGAUGAUGACAAUGAUGGUGCUCCAUCAAUUUUUGAUGCUGAUUCGCACUCUGGCUCUCCAAAGAAACAACAGCCUUCAGCAACUGCACAUAAACCCUUCCUUCAUUUCACAGUGUCAGCCUAUCGCCAGCCAACUUCCUACCGACCUCGUCUGCUUGUAGCUGGAGACAGGGGCUCUGGUCAGAGCACGCACCUCGCUCCAGCCAUCCUGCACAGCCUGGAGAAGUUCUCCAUGCACAGACUAGAUCUGCCUACACUGUACUCUGUCAGUGCCAAAACCCCAGAGGAGUCCUGUGCACAGGUGUUCCGCGAGGCACGCAGGACCGUCCCGAGCGUGGUCUACAUGCCCCAGAUAAGCGAGUGGUGGGAGGCCGUUGGUGACACGGUGAGAACGACGUUCCUGACCCUACUUCAGGACAUCCCUUCCUUCUCGCCAGUCCUGAUCCUGGCUACCUCGGAAAUCGCUUACAGGGAGCUGUCGGAGGAGUUGAAAUGCAUCUUCAGGAGCAGGUAUGGCGAAGUAGUCAGUCUGAAGAGACCAAGCGAGGAUGACAGGAGAAGCUUCUUUGAAGACUUGAUUGUUGUACAAGCAGCCAGACCUCCAGCACAAAGGAAAAAAGCAGCCCUUCUUUCCCUGGAGGUGCUUGCUCCCGCUGUGCCCCCGCCGCCCCGCCAGCUCUCAGAGGAGGAACAGAAGAAGCUGGAGGACCAGGAGGAGACCACACUGCGGGAACUGCGGCUCUUUCUCAGGGACGUGACCAAACGGCUGGCCAACGACAAGCGCUUUAACAUCUUUGCCAAACCUGUGGACGUUGAGGAGGUUUCGGAUUACCUUGAAGUUAUUAAACAACCCAUGGAUUUGUCAAAAAUCAUGACCAAAAUCGAUACGCACAAAUACAUCACUGGGAUGGAGUUUCUAGCAGAUAUUGACCUCAUCUCCGGCAAUGCUCUGGAGUACAAUCCGGACAAAGACCCAGGAGAUAAAAUAAUCCGGCAUAGAGCUUGUACCCUGAAAGACACCGCUCAUGCAAUGUUUGCAGCUGAGCUGGAUCCAGAGUUUAAUCGAAUGUGUGACGAGAUCAAGGAAUCGAGGAACAAGAGGGGCUUCCAGAUGACAGCAGAACAAACGGAUCCUUUUGGCUCUGCGUCCAGAAGAAUGGGAACUGGAGGUGAAGUGGCAGCUCGGAGUACACAAGGAAGUGGAACUGAAGGCUCUUCAAAUAAGUGCAGCAAUCACAUCAAGCGAAAGGCGAGGCGGCGGCCGCAAUGGGGCCGGGGCAUCAUCCGGAGGAAGAAGCAUUACCUGAAGAAGGAGGGGGAUGAUGACGAGGAGGAGAUGGGGGGAGAGGACAGUGAGCUGGCUGAGUUUGGGGAAUUGGAUGCCAGCACUGACUGUCUGGAUGACACGGUGGGAGUGGAACCGGCUGACCACUCGUUCAGCCACGACGAGUCCUCCUGUGAUGCCAUUAGGAUGGAGCAGGGGCUCUCUGUAGAAAAUGGAACCACCCUGCAACAGAAUGGCCACCAGCCUUUCAUGGAGGAGGAAAGCUCCAGUGAGCCAAUGUUGCCCAGUGCCAAGGCAGAAAACCCUGCUAAAGAAACAAAACUGAGUGAAGCACCACUUGUUUCCAGCGGUAUCCCUCCUAAAUGGGAGGACUGCAGGAACGGCGAUGGGUCCCUGGAUAGUUUGGACAGCGAAGCCAGUCGUAAGAGUGCUGAAGACAAGGAGGCCCUGACCCAGGUAGACAUGCCUCAGGCAGGUGGGCCUGCAGGGGAUGGGUUAACGUCCCAGGAUAAUCGUUCUGCCCCUGAAAGCCAAGACCAAGGGAAAGGAGGCAUGUCUGCUCCAACUGCCGAGGAGACCACAGCAUCCCAGCACACCGCAUCUGAAACGAAGGAGAUGAAAGAAGAGAAGGAAGGUGUAUCCAAGUUGAAGUACCAUAAAAGUCUUUCAGAGCAGAUGAAGUCAAUAAACAUGGAUAAAAGCCCAGAAACGCCAACGGAACCCACUCCUCCGGUCAUUGUGAACCGUGAACGAUUAGCGAGUCUCUUACAGCUGGUUACCAAGAAGAGUGAAAACUACACUGUUGAUCAGCUAGAGAGACUGUUCUCACUGCUGAGCCAGUGCAUCUAUCAGCACCGCAGGGACUACGACAAGACACAUCUUACAGAGGAUAUGGAAAGAACAGUUGAUACUUUUGAAACAUUCCUGUGAUUUGAUUUUAAAGACAAACAGGUUGAUCCUGACAAACUCUUUACUGAUGGAGAUCAGUUUUUGAGCCAUUUCUUACCUUCAACAUAGAGCUUGGAGCCUCGGUCUUUAAAAAAAAAAAAAAAAAAAAAAACACUCCCUCUCACUUUGUACUAGCGACUUUGGUGCUAUUGUCUCAGGAACCUGGAACCAAACACAGACCUGUAUCAAAGGUUAUCUCUCGUCAACAGACAGAGAGAGUCCGGUGCUGUUUGCAGAUUCUGGUGCUAUCACUGCUCUUGGUUUCAAUAAUUAUAAACAAGCAAGUACAGUCAAUACAAAUAAAAAAAUAAAAUGUAACUUGCCUGCCACUGGAAUAAUGGGAGCUAAUAGGGAGGUCAGUUAAAUCAGCCCUUAUGCUGCUCAAGCAAACUGUAUAAUCUUUUCUAGCCACUGGCAGAAGUUACCAAAACUGUGUAAAUGCAAUUGCUGUGCCAUUUUAUAAUAUUUCUAUUUUCCAAACCAGAUUUGUGUGUUAGAAGUGCUCAGAGUCACUCAUGUAGUAGGUACAGCUAACCAAUACCCCCCAAAAUUAUUGUGUAUUAUUACUUUAAGGAGAACCCCUUUUUUUUCCCCUUUUGUGCUAAGAUCAAACAAACACGAGUUGUGCUGUAUUCUCUCUGCCUAGGUUAUAGCUGGAUUGUAUUGAGAAAGUUCAACAUUGAUUUUAUCGAGGUUAGAGAUCUUAAUCGACGAUAAACAUGUGUAGACUAUUUGAAGAUGAAUGUUGGAGUGAUUUUUGGCAGAUAGUAUACAAGAGCUAUUCAGUUUUAAAUGCUGUGACGGCAGUGCAGCUACACUACUGACUUCAAUCCAAAUAAAAUCUAACAACAGUGUUGAUAAGAGCCUGUUAAAAAAAUCCUGGCUUUUUUUUUUUUUUUAUUUUUUUUUUUUAUUUUGGCCAGUCCCAGCUGGAAAAGGUGGCACAGUUUGCUUUCAUGAAAUGGAACUGCUUUCCUUUGGGUUUAUAAUGUCAUUUUGUAUGUCCACUGUACAAACUGAACCCUGUUUGAGUAUGUUCUUUUGUGUCACAACAAGUAGCUGAAAUAACUGGAUGCAGUUAACAGAUAGAAAGCCUCUCUCUUGUGGUUUCCACUGCCUAGCAUGUGCCUUAUUACUGUACCGAAUUGUAAAGUCCUGCUGCUGGUAGGUAUGUGUGCUAGAAUAUUCAGUGUAGAGUGUGUUUAGCCUCUUGAGAUUUAAUAUUUCAAAGCUGCUUUUUUUUUUUUUUUCAGGUCUGAAAUCUGCAUUGAAAUAUUUCACAAAGCACACAGGCUGUUUUUUUCUGAAUAGCAAAAGGGAAACUGGUGCUAAUCAAUUUAUCUAGUGCAGAUUUCAUCCCAAACCUUUUCACAAGGGAAAAGCAAUAGAGUGCAAAGUAGUAUUAUCUUUAUUAUUAUUUUAAUACAGAUAUUUAAUAUAUAGUUUAUGGCCGGUUAUUAGUACAACCCUGAUAGACAACUUCUGGUUAUUAACAACAUUUUCCCAGAAACCAAUCCCGUCCCAUAGACUUUCAUGUUUGUUUCACUCAUUCUAAGGACAAUUGUAGUACUAUUCUAGCCUACUUCUUUUUUGUUUGCUUUACACACGGGUGAAGUAAACAGUUCUGUUUGGGUAUUUAGUGUUUCUCUUGUUAAUAUAAUAACUUUAUAGUAACUUUUAAAACACAUGUAUAUCUGUGCCGUAUUUGUACAACUACAGUAUAUAUCGUUCCAUAUAAAUACACUUGAAAACGGGGGCUUUUUGUUUAUUGACAACUUUUGGUUAAUGACAACUUUUUUGCUUGGAUCCGAGAGGUAGUUAAUAAGCGGCAUCUACUGUAUGUAUAUUUCUUUUCUGAUGUGUCCCCUUAUUUAUUUUUGCUAGAAAAUGUAUUUAUUUUUGCUAGUCUUUUUAGUAUUCCCAUAGUGCAUCAGAAGACCAUUCUAGGCAGUGUUGGUUUUUAGUCAAGUUACAGAGAGCAUUACUUUGUGUGGUUUCUCGUAUUUCCAAGCAUGGCAUUGUUGAUCAUUUUCCAAAAGCUGAUCAGAACAAUAUUACAGAGCCAGUCUUACCAUCUCCAUUCACUACAGCCUUUCAAGCAGUAUCCGGUGCAGCCUUCAAAGAUAUGCAACACAGUACUUCAAGGAAUGAAUAUUGGACUACUGCAGAGAUAAUACAGAGCUACCUCGGCUUUUUUAAUGUAUAAAUUACGGCUGUUUACUGGCUAUCGACAGUAUUUGUUGUGUACUUUCUUCUACAGUUUAUGUACUGUGAAGCUAAGGUACUGGAUCAAUUCAUAUAGUAAACUUUAAUUUUGUUUGACAACUGCAGUAAUCCAAAACUCGCCUUCAUCUGAUCCUAGGGGAAAAAUCAGCAGCUUUUAUUUACAAAAAAUGCCAUUUACUGUAUGUUUUUAAAUGUUUAAAGUAGACUUGUACUUUUGUUGUUUUGGUUCAGAAGUAGGCAGACUUUUAAAAUUAUACCUUGGAAUUUAAUGUGGUGUUUUUUUCUUAAAAAACAAAAAAACAAAAAAAUAUAUAUGUGGGUGUUUUUAUAGUAAUAUUAAUAAACUUAAACAGCCUUUUGUACUUCAGAAGUUUUGGGAAAUUGUUAUGAGCAUUAAGUUUUUUGCUGAACACAACGUAGCAACAUUUUGUAGCAAGUUUCUGAAAAAAUGGUUUUUGCAGGUCUCAGGUUUUUGCUGCAUUUAUAAACUAAAAAAAAAAAUCCCUUUGUAAAGAACACUUUUUUUUUUCAGUAGCAGUACUUCUGUAAAAUAACUGCAGCUUUACAAAAAAGUGCGUCAGAAAAGUGGGCUCUGUGACCCGUGGGUGAUUGUAAGAUGGAAAUGUAAAAUGAUUUUCUAAGUAAUAAGCAUUUUUGAAAUAGUGCUGAGAUACUGACCGCUUCUUUGUGCUCUGUAACAUAUAUAUGCCCCAUGGCAGAAGUAACCGUUGAUUGUCUGAUACCUGGGUGUGAUGGUCUAGAAUGGUCCCAAAAUACAGCUUAACCUUUUAAAAUGUAUUAUUUAAGCUGUAUUCUUCACAAGCCAAUACAUUUGUCAUAAUCUUUACCACUUUGCUCCUGGUCAGAAAUGUUGCUGAAUGUGCUUUGGAGUCAAUGAGUCCUAAAGAAAAUAUCCCAACAUUAGUUUGUCAGCUAAAGGUCUUCAGAGAAUAAUUGACUUCAAUGUCCAAUGUAUUGUUGUAACUUUCUUUUAAUACGCACUUUGCAAUAAUUCUGGGUUCUGGUGCUCCAGAUAAAAGAGAGAGUCAAACAAAGCGGGCAGGUGGUUAACAUGCCACGACAGCAUUGAUUUUAUUCUAGUUAGCGAUUUUAGAAACACAUUUUGUACUUAUGUGCUUAUGGUAUCAGUCACUCCCCCUGAAAGCUGUCUAGAAAAUAUACCACUCUGAAAAAUUGCAGGAAUCCAUAAAGUUAAAAGCUAUUGAUUCGUUAAGUGAAAAACUUCGAGAAACCUGUUCUGCUCUGUGUCCCGGGCCUUUCCUGUGACUGUGUAACUGAAGCCCUGGUGAUUUGGCCUCAUCGUAACUGUGUCAGAAUUACUACAAGACCUUCUGAUUAUUGGCUACUUUAAAAAAGGUGGUAUUGAUUAUUAAUUAUGGUUAACAACCUCGGCUGUUAGUGCAGAACCUUCCUUACCAGCCUAAAGGUCUGAGGAGAUUUUACAGCAACAUUGAUUCUGUCCAGACACCAUAACUGCUGGGGUUUUGACACAGGGUUUAUGCGCCUCUUGUGACUAAAACUGCACAUUUUUGCCCAUUAGCAAUUUUGUUGACUUCUCAGAUUUCAAUAUAGUUCUAAUAUGCCAGUUUGAUUUCUGUAUCCUCCCUCUCUCUUAAAAUAAAUAAAUGCUAACAUUGCAUACUGAAUGUUAGGUCACAAUGUUGAACCUUUACAAUGUAAUCUUGAAUUUGUUGGGAUUUUUUUUCCAUGUAUGUAUGUAUGUAUGUAUGUAUGUAUGUAUUCAUUGACUGGCUUUGGUUUUUGCAGGUUUAUCCCAGAUUGUAUAACGUGACAUUUUGCUUUUUUUAUUGUCAAUAUAGUACAGAUAAGUUAUUGUGUUUUUUUUCUUUGAAAUUUGUAGUACUUACUGUAAUUUUCCAGAAAACUGCAGUGUGAUACUUGAAUAAAGGUGAAAAAUUGAAUUGUUUGCAAAUGGUUUUAUGUAUUUUAUUUUUUUAAAUACUCAGUUUAGUUGUAAAAUGUAAGUGGAGGUAAGUACAGCCCAGCAAAAAAUAACCCAUCUAGAUUGUUCCCUUGAAGGGCUGAUCUAGCAUCAGUUUACGAAGAGUGCAAGUGAUAUGAUCCAGGAUUGUGUGUACCUGAAAUCUGAAACAGUUUGUGUUGUAGGGCAGCAUUAAAACUUGCUUGUAUUGCAAUUGAAGAUAUUGUAGUAGUUCUGAAUAUCAGUUCUUAAGAUGUAUUUAUGUGCAUUUGUAUGUAAAUUGAUCUUAAAUAAUCUUCCAGUUGAGAUUUUAUUAAUAUGGGUGUACAUUUUACAUGAUAAACCAUUCCUUUGUGACAUCAAAUAUAUUUUCAGGGUGGUUGGAGACAACUGUGGGGGUAAAAGAUAUAUUUGGUGUGUAAAACAGUAUUCUCUGAUUUUACUGCUGCAAUUGUAUCGUUUGUUUUUAAAAACUGCAACUGCAUUAUCUUUGUGCAUUAUCUUUGACUCAUAUCUCUGAGACACGUUCAGAAUGCAAUUAAAUGAGGUCCUGUGGAUAGGUUCAGCUUCUAAUUAGAGACUUUACACUCCUGUUUAUUGAUGCAGGCCACACUGUCUUUUACUUCAUAAUUUACAAACCAUUCAAGUCCACAAUUUAGGGUGAGGCCAUAUACACAGUAAAUUGUAUGUAGUAUACUGUUACUCUACUAAUUGACUAUUUUUAAUGUAAACAAGGGAGCAAAGUAUUUUUAAAAGGUAAUUGAAAAGUAGUCCAUGUGAAUGGGAUUUAUUAGAAGAUUGAAGCCAGCAAACUGUAUACUGAGCGUGGCUGCCCUGAAUCACAACCUUAAAAUGGUGCCAUGCUGGAUUGUUUUAAAAUCCAAUGCAAUUAAACUGUUGGAAUGGGUUCAACUGUACAGCAAGUAGCCUCGUCUAGCAGGAGUCACUUUUGAAGUUAAUAACAUUCCAGUUGUAAUGCAUCAAUUCUGACAUUUGUUUACCCUGUUUUAUAAAGACUACCUGUUUUUUACAGCAUGCUCUCCUCCCCAUUGUAUUCUAAAAUCUGCCUCUUCAGCUGUAAGGUGGUGUAACUGAAUUAAACUGUUUUGUACAAGAAGAGGUCAGACCUGAACCACAACUUGAAUUCUUAAAAUCCUUAAAUAAUAAAAAGAGAAGUUUGUGUGUGUUUUUUCUGUGCCUUUUAUUGUUAUAUUGUUUUUAGAGUAAAAGAAGGACAUUCAAAACUCUGUUGAGCAUAUGCUGGUUUGCAUGAUUUCAGUAUCUAUCCUCAACAUUGCCUUGAUGUUACGGAGAUAACUUUAGGUUCUAUUGUUCUCCUUACUAAACUACUCUGUGCAGCUCCCCACUCGCCUCAUCUCCAACAAAAUGAAGACUGAUGGAACUGCCCUACCCUUUGUUACACUGGUUAGACAGGAAUGAUAUUUCUAAAAUGGCUUCUUAUUUCACUUUGCAAGAACAAGUUUAUUGCUGAAAGUACUCUUCUAGCGUUUAACCAGCCUACAGUACGGCUCCUAUGAAAUGCUGUACAGUAUGCCUUGGUUAUUUCCAGAUAGCAUUGUGUACAAGUGUGCUUUUUUUUUUU